AUGACGCCUAGGAUCGCAUCCAACUUUCUGACUGGAUCGGCGACUCUCCAGCUCGUUCGUGAUGGGCAGCUCACAGUUGCGCAGGUAGCUGAAGACCACCUGCGCCGAUAUGACGAACGAGACGCAACGAUCCACGCGUGGAAGGUCCUGGACAAGGAGCGUGUGCGACAAGAAGCAGCACGACUGGACGCAACUCCCGCAGACCAGCGCGGACCACUGCAUGGUCUCGUGCUUGGUGUCAAGGAUGUAUUCUACACGCGCGACAUGCCCACCGAAUUCGGCUCCCUCAUCUACGAGGGAAACGAGGAUCGAGUCGACGCAGCGUCCGUCGCCAUCCUCCGUCAUCUCGGCGCGUUGGUCUACGGCAAGACUCAUACGGCCGAGUUUGCGACCACCAAAGUGGGCCCACCAACGACCAACCCGUUCAAUCCCAACCAUACCCCCGGCGGCUCGUCAUCUGGGUCGGCCGCGGCGGUCGGUAGCAUCAUUCGUCCUGCGACGUUCACCGGCAUCUUUGGUUUCAAGCCAACAUGGGGGGCAGUCUCACCCCAAGGUCUCAAGUUUGGAUCCAUCUCUCUCGACACCUUGGGUGUGUUUGGGCGCUCCAUCGAAGACAUUCAGCUAGUGUCCCAAGCUCUGGGUGUUCGCGAUGAUGUUCCACCCCCACUCCGCCCCAAGCCCCUCUCAGAGUGCCGCUUUGCGUACGUCAGGACGGAUCAAUGGGAGCAAGAGGGCACAGUGCUCGAGGAGCUGCGUUAUGCGUGGGCCUCCUCGCGUCGUCGGCUAGUGCGGGCCGGCGCGCAUGUCGACGAAAUCAUACUUCCGCCAGACUUCGACUUUGCCUCUGGCCAGUACCACACAAAGGUCAUGGCUGGCGAGGGCCGCUCCAUGUUCCUCGCCGAGUACACCACUUCCAAGCCCCAACUGCACCCCAUGCUCCUGGACUGGGUCGAGCGGCGCACCAGUCCAUCGCGCAAGGAACAGGUUGCGGCAUACGACCACAUUGCGUCCCUCCGUCCAGUAAUUGACGACAUUGCGGGACGAUAUGACGCCCUCAUCGCCGCCUCGGCACCAGGCGAGGCGCCGUUUGGCAUCGAGAGCACUGGCGAUAACCGGCACUGUGGCAUGUGGACGGCUUUGCAUGUGCCGUGCGUCAAUGUUCCCGGGUUUUUCGGGCCCAAUGGGCUUCCGGUGGGCUUGACUCUCAUUGCCCCAAGGUACGAAGACGAGAGGCUGCUGUCGGUGGCAUCACAAGUGGCCAAGGUGUGGAUGGAGCCUCGACUCGGCCAACCUCCCGCCCCGGACGGUGUCGUGCACCUGUCAACUUGA
Molecule: messenger RNA, 1329 nt
Organism: Apiotrichum porosum
Lineage: Eukaryota; Fungi; Basidiomycota; Tremellomycetes; Trichosporonales; Trichosporonaceae
Exons: 6
Coding region: 1-1329 (442 amino acids)
Molecular function (GO): catalytic activity
Source: RefSeq, a predicted model, not a curated record